Messenger RNA from Thrips palmi, 2725 nucleotides. RefSeq names its product oxidative stress-responsive serine-rich protein 1. NCBI's taxonomy places the organism in Eukaryota, Metazoa, Arthropoda, Insecta, Thysanoptera, Thripidae. Gene Ontology annotation, biological process: cellular response to hydrogen peroxide. Bases 281 to 1165 code for a protein of 294 amino acids. The record is from RefSeq and is a predicted model, not a curated record. The transcript is spliced from 3 exons.
GGCCCAUCUCUGCUUGACAUCCGCACCCACCACAAAUUCUGUAAUUCAUCAUGGCGAAUGCAUUUGCGCUAUGUUUUGGCAACUGUUAUGAUCAGUUCAUGGAAAAUUUGAAGGACUUGGCCUAAGUUCUCUACAUGCAGUUAACUCUUCAAAAUCCCUGCGAGAGGUACGUCGACAGGAAUCAGCCUUUUUUCGUGAUUCACGGCCGUUUUUCGGACAAUUUCGUCAUUGGUGUUCAUGUUGCCAUCUGUCCUUGGAGGUGCUCUGACCCAAUAAAAAUAUGGCAGAAGAUGACUUGCUACCCAAAAGUCUGCAGAAAUUGGAAAUUGACUCCUUAAGCCAGAUAGAUUCAGAAUCACAGCCCACAUUAGAGUCGCUGACCCUUCGUGGUGAUGAGUGCCCACAAGAAUCCUGCAAAUGCAAUAAGAAAGGCCAAACAUGUGAUAAAAAUACGAGCAGUGCAUGGAACAGACGUCGUUUUGUCCAGAAACCCUUCUCAUCCCAGUUAAGUAGUACUCAAAGUCUUGGCAUCAUUAGAAAAAGUCGAUUUAAAACUAGUAAUUCUCGAUCUAAAACAUGGAUUUUAAGAGAGCCAAUCCUAAAACUUGAAAGCCUAACUAGGAAAGAAGAAAUCAGCUCCUCUUCAUCAGCUUCACCUGUGCGAUUGGAUAAGAAACCAGCUACUGAAACGCCUGGAGAAAUUUCCAAAUUAUCACUGGGUCAAAGCAAGUCACAGGGUAGAAUUUUUGGUGCUUGCACAUCAGUCACACCUACUGAUUUUAGCAGGCUUUGUCCAUCCAAGUCUGUUUCCCUAGAAGCUAAAGAACCGAAACAGUUCACAGCAACAAGUUACCGUCACAUUCGCUUUAGUGCCCCUUCCCAGCCCUCAAAGGUUGUAAAAAGAAAGAAAGAUCAUAGGAAAGAAGGCAGCAUGAAGACCCGCCCUAUCAGUGAAACAUCAAACACACUGUCAGCAAGACAGACCUCUUCGCAUCCCUCUGGCAGUCAGUCAACAACUUGUUCACAGCAAGCAAGAAUGGUUGGAACAAGUCAUGUCAGCAGUGGUAGUGAUGAUGUUACUAUUGAUGAACUUGCCAGUUAUUUCGAUCUCUUUGUCCAUAUUCCCAGAAAAAUGUCUCAUAUGGCUGAAAAUAUGUAUAUUUAAAGGCAGAGUUUCUUUCUAGACAAGUUACACUUCAAUAUUUUAUUAACAGAUUCUCAAUAAGGAUAGUGAAUCUUAUUUGCUCUAUAAUGCCUGUAGACAAUUCACGUCAUGAAGUUCUUGUGUACAAUACUGACGUUUAUUCUAUCAGCACUUUGUUGGCAUCUGAAAGCCAAACAUUUCAUAAAUUCCCUUUAACAUUGUUUAUUUUUGUUGUUUCUUUUUUAAGCUGCUUCCUGAGUUUUUGAUGGGAAUGUCUGGUUGUUACCUUUUUGGGUUACUGAUUCAUGAAAUAUAAUAAUAAAUAAUAUUAAUAAAAUAUUGUAGAACUGUGUUAAAUAUUCUCAGUGAUAUUUGCUUUCUGAAUUUCAUAUCAGAGGGAACUUGUUUGUAGGGUCUAACAAUUUUCAUGGUGUAUGUUUUCAUCUAAGAUUAAAUUAAUGAGUGUAAUUCGCUGAGCUUGGAAAUACUUCUUACAAGUAGAUAAUGCUUUCACAUGUUAAAAAAAAUUGCAAAAAAAAAAGUUGCUCUUAGUAAAGUUUUUUCUUUUCUUUUUGUAUCUCUUUCAAAAUACUUUAUCACAUAAAUGAAAGUAUGGAGUAGGGCAUGGUCCUUCUCCAACAUUAGUCAGAGGAGCAGAAGUUACAUGUGUGACUGUAGAUUGACUAACAUGCAAAUUUUUCAAGGUAAUCUUAGAUGCAAGGGCCUUACUAAUGUUGGUUUACUCUCUGAAGCCUUCUUCUUAGCAAUUGUGAGAAUGUGCUUGAUUGAUACCAGAUAUUUAAGGGGUUUACAGAUCAUCAUUGAGAUGCACAUGCAUGCAUAGGUUUGUCUUCAGAUCAUUUUUUCUUUAUGUACAAUAAAGAGAAAAGUGUUCAAUAAUUACUGUAUUUGAACAAAUCUAUGUGCAUUGGUUUAAUCUAUCUGGGGCUAUAGAUGAGAAUAGGCUCAUUUUGAGUUGUUAAAGUUUUGUGUUUGGCACCAGUUGAGAAUUUUUCAACUUCAGUGGUUUGGGUCAGGUACCCUCUGUCUACAUUGUUUUGUCUGUUAAAAAGUCUGUGCCACAUGCUCGCAGCAGUGCUUAUGGUGUCAUAUGUUAACUGUUCUGGAAAUAAUUGUUUUUCCUAACCCAUCGCUAAUUGUCAUCAAGGUAUUAGUAGGAGACAAGAAACAAGACUGAAGUAAUUCAACAACUCAUAGAACUCUUGACAUAUAAGAGAAAAGUGACCCUUUAUGAAGUGUAUUCUUAUGAUGCAGCUUAUAUUUCUGCUAACUGAACCAAUAGGUGGCAUUUUGUCAUCAGAGGGACUAAGUUUCUGCCAUGAUUAUCAGAAACCGAAAGCAUCGGUGUUAAACUUAAUUGAUUUUAAUGCUUUCUUUUGUUCAGUGCUACAAAGCCUGUAAUGUGGUCAUGUUUUUCUCUUGCAGCAACUUAUAGUUGUAAUAAGUGUCUUGAGAAAUAAGUUUUAAGUGAAUUCAAAUUGAUGUAUUUUUAUUGUAAUUAUACAUCCAGAUUUCAAAUAAAUGAAAACUCAAGAAAAAGAGAUCAGUCUCUUAACAAAA